This is a messenger RNA of Oryzias melastigma (Indian medaka), 3307 nucleotides long. RefSeq names its product ikaros family zinc finger protein. Gene Ontology annotation, biological process: regulation of transcription by RNA polymerase II. The record is from RefSeq and is a predicted model, not a curated record. The coding region runs from base 1431 to 2978 and encodes 515 amino acids. The transcript is spliced from 10 exons. Gene Ontology annotation, molecular function: RNA polymerase II cis-regulatory region sequence-specific DNA binding; DNA-binding transcription factor activity. Lineage: Eukaryota; Metazoa; Chordata; Actinopteri; Beloniformes; Adrianichthyidae.
GACUUGUGUAAGUUCUGAUUGAUAAGAUCAAUGUGAUUGAUUUGUUUUUAUUUAAAAUAAAUAAAUAAAGUUAAAAGAUUCUACUUCCUGUUUUAAUCCUUGUACGAUCUCAAGAAAAUACAUAUUAUUAUACUUAAUAGUGACUCAAAAAUACAAGACACAAAAACAUUUUAAGUAUAACUAAAUAAAAGAAAAUUAUGCUAAAGUGAAUGCAGCUAUAAAAACAAAACAUUAAACUUCUCUAAAAAUGAAAAAAAAAACGUUUUUUUUUUAAUUAAGGGAUAAAAAUUUUAUAUAAUUGUGUAUUUAUCGAUCUAUAUAUAUUUUUUUCAUCUAAAUGCAAAUGAGGACAAAUCAAAUCUGAUCCUAAAACGAUAAUAUCCAACCUCUAGCCAAUCAGGUAGCUCAGGGGCAGUCACGUGACACGUAAAAAGCGACUUAAAAAAACAGCACCACGAAAAAGUACACUUGAAAAAAAGUAAGUGUUAGUCUUAUUUUUUACUAUAUACAAUUAGGACUAACAAUAUCGACAAAAGUAAUAAAGCUGCGGACUGUUUAUGGCUGGUUUUGUGGUUGAAUUCGGCAGCUUUGACGCCAUAUUGCCUUCUGAGUUUUUCACGUUAGCUUUUUUCCUGUUAGCCAAAACUGUUAGCUAAUCUGAAGGAAAUCUUUGUUAUUUCAUCAUUUAUUUUUUUUUCUUUAAAUAUUGUGUCCUAGUGUUUAUAUUUUGACCUUAAUAAAAGUAAUUAUUUAAGUCUAAUAAAGUGAAACUGAUUUUAAAUGUAAGUCUACAAAAGUUGAAAUAUAGAUUGUUCAAACUUUUAAUUUAGAUUUUUCUGAUCCUUAAGCAUAGUAAAAGCAUUUCAUUUAUCAAUAUCAUGUGAAGAAAACAAUAAUUUCAACAAAAACAAAGAUAAUAUCUCAUAUUUAUAAUGUAAGUAAAAAAAAAAUGAAGUAUGUAUGAUUAAAACAUAAAAAUGGAUUUAUCUAAUGACGUAGUGACAGUUUACAGUCCACCAAAGAAAUCUAAUCUCUUUGAAUGAUUUAGAUUUUACAGGAGGGAAAUUAAACUGGACAAAAGUCUACAGCGCCUGAAGACUCAGAAGAAUCUCCCUGCCGGGGUCAAAGAAUCUACUGGAAUGACGUUGAUCAUGUUAAAGGUUGAAAAGUUAAGACACGGCGCCUUAAGCUCUUCAGACUCAAAAAAACAAGAGUGAGCGGCGGUUUGGUCGCUCUGACUCUCGGAGCCGUCUGCCGUAGAUGAAGCUGAGAUGUUGCUCCACCUCGCUCGAAAUGAGUUCCUGUUCCUUUAAGGGAUCUCUCCAGCGCUCAGAGCUCACGCCGCCUGUAUUCCAUAUUCAGAGGACGUCCAGCGGUGGAGUGUGGGAUCUCCUGUGGCGACUGAGCAUCAAGCAGAAAUACUUCUCAACAUGAACAUGGAGACAUAUCCUAAAGUUGCAUCCCAGGACGGAACCGGGAUGGAAGCUCCCAGUGAUGCAGAGUUGAAGCAACAAGAAGAGGAAAAGGAGAAGCAGGAGAACUCAAUAAAUGAGAAUGGACUGCACUGUGAGGAAAAAGUUUCAGAUGCACGAGUGAUAAAAACUGAAGCUGAGGAGACGGAAGGUGAGGAGGGCUAUGGGAAAGAGGCGAAGCUUUUACCAAAGGAGGAAGCAGAGGGAGGCAGCGAGGAGGACUUUGACGAGGAGAGGAUGGAGGAGGACAACGAUGAAGAGCAGGACAUGGAAGGAGACGAAGAGGGAGACUCCCUAAACCUCCCGCAGGACCUGUCGCUGGUGGACUACUCGCGCUACGAAGACCCUAACCUCGCCGACCCCACGACUGAGCCCUCUCACGUCACCGAGGCCGGGCCCCCCCGCGCUCAAUCACAAGGCAAGCUGAGCUGCGACAUCUGCGGCCUGUCCUGCAUCAGCAUUAACGUGCUGCUCGUGCACAAGCGCAGCCACACGGGUGAGAGGCCUUUCCACUGCAGUCAGUGUGGGGCCUCCUUCACCCAGAAGGGAAACCUGCUUCGCCACAUCAAACUGCACUCCGGGGAGAAGCCUUUCAAAUGCCCGAUGUGCAGCUACGCCUGCCGCCGCCGUGACGCCCUGAGCGGGCACCUGCGCACCCAUUCUGUGGAGAAGCCGUUCAAGUGCAACCACUGCAGUCGCAGCUACAAGCAGAGGAGCUCUCUUGAAGAACACAGGGAGAGGUGUCAUGUGUACAUCCAGAGCAAGGCCGGCAUGGAAAGAGAGGACGGCCACACAUCCAGGCCUCAGAUGGGCCCGGAGCGCGCGCUGCUGCUCGACCGACUCGCCAGCAACGUCGCCAAACGGAAGAGUUCGAUGCCGCAGAAGUUUACCGGUGACAAUGGCGUCUGUCUGGACCUGAGCUUUAACCGGGACCUGGUUCACCGCUCUGAUGUGAAGGAGCAUCCUGCAGGCUCUCCAGGGCCCAACGGGCAACCGCAGCCCCUCCUCUCAGGCCCAGAUGGCGACCCCCCUCCCUCCCACAGGCCAUACCCAAUCCCACUGAACCGCGCUGACAUCAUCACCAAUGGGCACAAGAUGGGCCUGCCGGCCCUGGGUCUCCCCCUUGGCUCCCAGCCGCCCAUAAGCUUGGACUCGUUCCACCCCGAAGGCUCCCCGAUGUCCCAGCCUGUCAUGUACAGCUUAGGGCCCCUGCUUGGGGGGGGUCUGAGUCACCAGAACGGCAUCCCCCAGCCGAUGCCGCUGUCGCCCCUGGAGGCCCUGCGAGUGAUGCGGUCCGACGGGGAGGCCGCGGUGCCGUCCGGGUCCGUGUACCCCUGUGGUCACUGCAGGGUGAUCUUCCUGGACUACGUCAUGUUCACCAUCCACAUGGGGUGCCACGGCUUCCGCGACCCGCUGGAGUGCAACGUGUGCGGCCACCGCAGCCGGGACCGUUAUGAGUUCUCCUCCCACAUAGCCCGCGGCGAGCACCGCCUAGAACUGAAGUAGCUCGCAGACAGGUGCCACUGGGACAGAUGACGGUUUACUCAUACGAGUAGCUGUAGUAUCAGAAAUGAAAGUAUGAAGUGGGAGCCGAGCUUGAUCUUUGAGUGUGUGAGUGAGAAUUUGAGGAGACGUUGUAGGAGGGUGACGGUCCUCUUAACCACCAUGCACUCAUAUGAAAAGACGGUCUGAUAGGUGUCUUUGUUCCAAACUGCAGCCACUGUUUGUGCCAUAAAGUCGUGCAAAUGUAAACCAGAGACCAAAACCAAAAAAAAAAACAGUGCUUUUAUUGUGCAUUGACUGCUGUUUAUCUGAGUAAAGAUGUAAAAAUAAAA